This is a messenger RNA of Emys orbicularis (European pond turtle), 2729 nucleotides long. RefSeq names its product sterile alpha and TIR motif containing 1 (gene SARM1). The record is from RefSeq and is a predicted model, not a curated record. Gene Ontology annotation, molecular function: signaling adaptor activity; NAD+ nucleosidase activity; protein binding. The coding region runs from base 117 to 2729 and encodes 870 amino acids. Gene Ontology annotation, biological process: response to axon injury; negative regulation of MyD88-independent toll-like receptor signaling pathway; signal transduction. The transcript has 9 exons. Gene Ontology annotation, cellular component: dendrite. NCBI's taxonomy places the organism in Eukaryota, Metazoa, Chordata, Testudines, Emydidae.
AUGCUGUUGUCAUGGGGACAGAUCCUCCUUGUAGGGGCGGGACCUGAGAUGGGUGACAUCACCCCCAGGGGACGUGGGAGGAUGCGGAACCGGAACCGACAGCAGGCGGAGCCUGGAUGGGUCUGGAGCAGGCAGUGCAGGCAGCAGCUACCAUUCACUCACCUGGUCCUGAGCGCUCUGCAUCCCGGCAGCGGCAACAGCAUCCGGGUCUGGGAGGGGAGAAGAGCUGGCACACGCCAAGCACUGCAGCUGGUACCCAGCCCAGCUCCACCCCUCCUCCUCCUGCCAUUCCAGCCUCCUUCCCCCAGCCUCCACCCGCUUUGUUCUCCAUCCCUCCCCUCCUCCAUCUCCCCUCUGCUGCAAGGAGCAUCUUCCGCUCUCGCCCCUCCGAGGGCACCAGGCCGUGCAGCCGCUGGCCUGCCCAGGGGCCCGUGCACAGCACUUUGCAGCUAACUUCGUGCCCUCCAGGACGAGUCCCAGGCCAAGGCUCCCGUCCCCUACUGUGGAGGCUGAGCUGGGAUGCUGUUCUAGGGGUGCCCAUGGUUCUCACCCUGCUCGUCUCCAUCUAUAAACUGUGCCGUUUUUUUGCCAUGUCCAGUUCGGAGAGGGUGUCGGUGCCUGAGUACAUGAGCCAUGCGUGCUUGUGGUCCGGGGCGGGGGCUGCCUGCAACCACCGAGAAGUGUCCCCUGGGGUGAGCACGGAUGUCCAGGUGGCUCUGGAUCGGAUCCUCCCUGAUCUGCACCUGGCCAUUUCCUCCAUGAAGCAGGCAGCCGACCCCGAGGAUCUCAGGAAGGGGAUCACAGAGAUCUUCCAGCUGGUGGAGGAAGCCUGGGUGAUGCCCACCCUGGGGAGAGAUGUGGCCAAAGCUCUGUGUGAUGUGAUCCGCCUGGAGGGGGGCCUGGACCUGCUGCUGAACCUGCUCCAGGCAACAGAGCUGGAAACCAAGUGCCAGGCGAGCAAACUCCUGGAGCAGAUCCUGGUGGCAGAAAACAGGGACCGGAUUGCCCGGAUUGGGCUGGGGGUGAUCCUGAAUCUGACCAAGGAGCGAGACAGCCCCCAGGUGGCACGCAGCCUCUCAGGUAUCCUGGAGCACAUGUUCAAACACACUGAGGAGACCUGUUUCCAACUCAUUUCUGACGGGGGCCUGGACGCCAUCCUCUACUGGUGCCGCUGGACCGACCUCGUUGUACUGCGCCACUGCGCCAUGGCCCUGGCCAACUGCGCCAUGUACGGCGGGCAAGCCAACCAGCGACUGAUGAUCGAGAAGAACACGGCAGAGUGGCUCUUCCCACUGGUGUUCUCCAAAGAUGACGAGCUGAUCCGCCUGCACGCAUGCCUGGCCAUCACAGUGCUGGCCACCAACAAAGAGAUCGAGAAAGAGGUGGAGCGGUCGGGGACCCUGGCACUGGUGGAGCCCUUCAUCGCCUCUCUGGACCCGGAGCAGUUUGCAUGCGACUUGCUGGACAGCAGUGACAACAGUCAGGGAAGGACAGCAAAGGACCUGCAGCAUCUGGUGCCCUUGCUGGACAGCUCGCGGCUGGAGGCGCAGUGCAUCGCACUCUUCUACCUGUGCAUAGAGGCCGCCAUCAAAGCCAGGCAGAAGAAAACCCAGAUUUUCAGUGAAAUUGGGGCUGCCCAGAGCCUGAAGAGGAUAGUGUGUUACUCCACCAACACCACUGCCUCAUCGCUGGCCAAGAAGGCGCUGCGCAUGAUGGGUGAGGAGGUGCCUCGACGGAUCCUGCCUACCGUCUCCAGCUGGAAACCCAUCGAGGUGCAGACGUGGCUGCAACAGACUGGAUUCAACAAAUACUGCCAGAGCUUCCUGGAGCAUGAAGUGGAUGGGGACUUGCUGCUGCGACUGACAGAGACGGAUCUGCGGGAAGAUCUGGGGAUGGCCUCUAGCAUCAUCCGGAAGAGGUUUUUCCGGGAGCUGACGGAGCUGAAGACAUAUGCAAAUUACUCCACCUGCGACCGCAGCAACCUGGCCGACUGGCUGGGCAGCGUUGAUCCCAAGUUCCGCCAGUACACGUACAACCUGGUGACUUGUGGCAUCGACCGCAACUUCCUGCACCGUGUGACGGAGGAGCAGCUGCAGGAGGACUGCCAUAUCGAUGUGGGCUUCCACCGCGUGCGCAUUCUCUCUGCCGCCAGGGAAAUGCUUCACUCUCCCCUGCCGUGCAGUGGCUGCAAAUCCACCUCCGAGGGGCCUGACGUGUUUAUCAGCUACCGACGGAGCACUGGCUCCCAGCUGGCCAGCCUGCUGAAGGUCCAUCUGCAGCUGCAUGGCUUCAGCGUGUUCAUAGAUGUGGAGAAGCUGGAGGCGGGGAAGUUUGAGGACAAGCUGAUCCAGAGCGUGAUGAGCGCCCGCAACUUCGUGCUGGUUCUCUCGCCAAACACGCUGGAUAAGUGCAUGGGGGACCCUGACCGCAAGGACUGGGUGCACAAGGAGAUCGUGACGGCCCUGAGCUGUGGGAAGAACAUCAUCCCUGUGGCUGACCAUUUUGAGUGGCCUGAUCCCCAGGAUCUUCCCGAGGACAUGAGGGCUGUCCUGAAAUUUAACGGCAUCAAAUGGUCCCAUGAGUACCAGGAGGCCACAAUCGAGAAGAUUAUCCGCUUCCUCCAGGGCCGCUCAUCCCGGGAUUCUUCAGCUGGCUCAGAGAACAGCCUGGAGUGUGCAGCCCCUCUCGGGCAGACCUACAGCCAGGCAGGGCCGCCCCAUAUCCUCUAG